CUAACACAUACAAACAACGCCUUCAAAAUUUGAAAGUAAGGAUCUGCCACGCCAGGCGCUCCAAAUCUAGAUGGCAACAUCACUCGGGAAACGCAGGCAAAGAGAAGAAGACGCACAAGCCCCAUCACAAUCACACGGGUCCACACUAUUCGUAUCCAACCUCCCCUAUGAUGCAACAUCCACCGACCUACAAACAACAUUCUCAGAUUUAGCACCCGUGCGAUAUGCUUUUGUCGUAACCAAUAAUGGAACUGGGGAGUCCAAGGGUUUUGGUUAUGUAUCUUUUUCUAUCAAGGAGGAUGCGCAGACUGCUUUUGAUACCGUGUCGACUGAGGGGAUCAAGAUCAAUGGGAGGAAGUUGAGGGUCAAGUGGGCGGAUAAGAAGAUGGACAAGGGCAAAUUCGAAAGCUCGAAGGAGCGCGUUGGAAAGGAGAAGAAGCGAGAAGUGCCAAAGCAGGUAGUGAUAAAACAAGAGGCGAAAAAACACCAGCAAGAAGUGAAAAAGCAGGUGGUGGUAAAACAGGAGGCGAAAAAACACCAACAAGAAGUACAAAAGCAGGAGGACAAGGCGAAGCCUGAAGAUGCCGAUGAGAGUGACGCCGAAUCAGAUGAUGUCGAUGAGGAUGAUGUCAAGAUGGUCGACGUUGAAGAUAGUGAAGCUGAGCUGAGUGAUGCUGAAGACGAAGAGGAGCAGUUAGGUCUUCAUGAGGACGAGCACAGCGACAAGGACGAAGACGAAGACAUCGAAGACGACGACGAUAAAGAAGCCAUAAGUGCCGAAAAUCAACGACGUCCCGUGAAACCUCAGCUACCUCAAACGGACACAGGUACCACACUCUUCAUCCGCAAUAUCCCUUUUAUUGCUACAGAAGAUGAACUACGGGUACUAUUCCGCACAUUUGGGCCUCUACGGUAUGCUCGAAUUACCGUCGAACCAGGCACCGAACGUUCACGAGGCACUGGUUUCGUUUGCUUCUGGAAUAAAGAGGUCGCCGACAAGGUGAUCGAGCAAAGCGAAAUCUUGCGCGCCGAAACCAUGGGCCCGCAACAACCAACAAAAAACCCAUUUACCCUGCCAUCAAUAUUAACGCCUGACCCAUCUGCGGGUGUAGCCAAAAGUCUUGUACUUCAUGGUCGCACUUUGGAUGUUGUGAGAGCUGUCACGCGGGAUCAAGCAGGUAAGCUGAAGGAUGAAGGCGAGAAAAGACGAGAAAAGGCAGACAAGAGAAAUCUUUACUUGUUGCGUGAGGGAGUCAUCUUGCCUAAUACGCCAGCGGCCAGCACCAUACCACCUGUUGAACUGGAGAAGCGGACUAAUUCAUUCACUGCUCGCCGUACCAUGUUGCGGACAAAUCCUUCCUUAUACGUAUCGAAGACCCGACUCAGCGUUCGCCAGAUACCCCUAUUCGUUACUGAGCGGACUCUUAAACGCCUCGCUCUCCACGCCCUUCGUACAUUCCAAGAUGAAGUCAAAAAAGGAGAACGCCACGGUUUGACGCCCGAGGAGCUAGAAGAGGUCACCAAGGAAUCCGAUGAACCAGGCGACUCCAGCACGAGGCCGAAGGUUGGGAAACGAUUGCAGGGAAGCAGAGUCAAGCAAGCCAAAAUCGUGCGGCAACAUGAACGGGUAGAUCCUGUCACAGGAAAAGGCCGCAGCAAAGGUUAUGGAUUCAUCGAGAUGCCGCGGCAUGCGGAUGCGCUACGCGUUCUUCGGUGGGCCAACAACAAUCCUGCUGUGGCACCACUUCUGAGCACCUGGUGGAAAGAAGAGCUUGGAGAUCUCAUCAAGCUGGAGAAGGGGAAGAAGGAUCCUGAUGAAGCUAGACUGAAGCGGAUAAAGGAUGAGCUAGAAGGCCAAGUGAAAAUGCCCAAGGGUACGCUUGUAGUGGAAUUCUCCAUAGAAAACGUGCAGGUCGUCCAGCGAAGAGCGAAUCAGAACAAGGAAAAACCGACAGUAAAUACGCGAGUCACAAAAGACCACGGUGAGAUAUCUCAAGAACCACCUAUGAAGAAACGACGCGUUGCGGCUGAUGAAACACCAGCAAAGCCUGUGAAAGAAGAACAUGCUAAUGGUGGUCAGGGCAUUGGCGCAGUUAUUGGCAGAAAGAGGAAGGAGCGUAAAGCUGCCAAGAAGAGCGCAAAGUAGCCCUGAGUCAAGUGCUGUCUUGUUUUGUUCUUUACCUUUGGUCGUAUCAUAUACCGCUCAAAUGGACCACAGUUUCAAAGAUAUCGACUUUCAUUGGCUGACUGACUAGAGACAGAAUUUCUAUAUUUAUAUUCUGCAA
Molecule: messenger RNA, 2285 nt
Organism: Suillus fuscotomentosus
Lineage: Eukaryota; Fungi; Basidiomycota; Agaricomycetes; Boletales; Suillaceae
Exons: 7
Coding region: 71-2146 (691 amino acids)
Molecular function (GO): RNA binding
Source: RefSeq, a predicted model, not a curated record